AUGUCUUUCAACCUUGAUGGCCGGCCAUAUACUCUCCAAAGCAUCCCCGGGAAAGGGAAAGGUCUGCUUGCGAGCCGGAAGAUAGUGCCCGGGGAGCUCAUCAUCAACGAGCCUGCUCUGUUUACCACAGAGAGUCUACAGAACGCCGAGACGAUAGAGAAAGAUCUAGGAACCAUCGUUAAAGCACUACCCAAGGAAGGCCAGCGAGCCUUCUUGUCUCUGCACAACAACUUCCCAGGCUCGAAUCCUUUCAGCAACAUUAUCAGAUCGAAUGGAUAUCCUCUCGGCCCAAGCAGUGAUAUCGGGGGCAUAUUUCCGGAGACAGCUAGGAUCAAUCAUUCUUGCCGGCCGAAUGCACAGCACGCUUGGAAUGAGAAGCUGGCCGGGAUGAUGGUGCAUGCUGUUCGAGAGAUUAAGGAAGGCGAAGAGCUGACUUUGAGCUAUAUCGUUGGUGGACCUUCCGAAGAGCGUAAGAGCAAUCUCAAGAACUUCUUCAACUUCGAUUGCCAUUGUGAGCUUUGCGACCUACCGACAGACGAGCGGGCGAAGAGCGAUGAGCGACUGGGGAAAGCUCAGCAACUAGACGAAGCCAUCGGAGAUGCAAAGGUCGUCCGCCAAACCCCAGAACGAGCUCUCGAAGGCUGCCACGCAUUGCUGCAGAUCUACCAGGAAGAACAGAUCCAUGAUCUUCGCCUACCGCGACUGUACUACGAUGCGUUCCAGAUCUGCGCAAUGCAUGGAGAUCGGGCUCGGGCUGCGGUCUUCGCACGACGAGCUCGGGAGACGAGAAUCAUUUGUGAGGGUGUCGAAAGCACGGAAGCUGAGCGGCUGGAUGUUCUGGCGCAAGAUCCAACGAAAUAUGAAAAUGCUGGUGUGACAUCGAAAUGGAAGUCGAGGCUUAGCGAUGUUCCGGACGGGACUGGUGUUCUUGAGAGCUGGCUCUGGAGACAGAAAGUAUGA
This is a messenger RNA of Fulvia fulva, 960 nucleotides long. Its product is annotated as SET domain-containing protein 5. Lineage: Eukaryota; Fungi; Ascomycota; Dothideomycetes; Mycosphaerellales; Mycosphaerellaceae. Gene Ontology annotation, molecular function: protein binding. The record is from RefSeq and is a predicted model, not a curated record. The coding region runs from base 1 to 960 and encodes 319 amino acids. The transcript has a single exon.